AGCCCGAAUACACCACGGCCACUCCCUAAUCUCGCCUCUUCUCAAUACAAGAGCCCAGCCCUGUUAGUCAACGCUGCCAUUAUCCAGCAAACAGCUGCAGCAACACAGACCCGCACAGAGAAAGAGAAAGAGAGAGGAGAGCGAGCGCUAACUCGACAGGAGAAAACGCGAACAUUCAGGGGCUACGCAAGACAAGGACACGCGGGGGGCUUUUCAUAAAGAGGACCGGGGGAAGGUGAAGCAGACACGGCAUUCUGGAAAGCAUGAGAAAUUCUCGACGCGUUAGUCCGGGAGAGCUGAACUGAACUGAGCUGAGCUGAGCUGGGAGGCAGGAGGCAGGAGGCACACACAGGUUGAACGACAGAAAGACCGGCAGAAAGCAAAGUGACCUGGAAGAGUGAACGAGGCUGCAGUGCUAGGAUUGGACACGUGGAAAUAAUCUUUCUGCUUGAGAUUGCUUGAAGAAGUUGGAGAUUAAAGAUGGAUGAAGAUGAGGGCCCGCGGGAGGUCCUGUUCCCUCAGUGGAUGGGGGCUGACCAGCACGGCCUCACUAUCGAGGGCAGCGAGGGGGAGGUCUACGUCAAAGAAGUGAAGCUUGAGUCGUCCGCCGCCAAAACAGGGAAAGUGCACCAAGGUGACCAGAUCGUGGGCGCUACCAUCUACUUCGAUAACAUGAGCUCCGAGGAGACGUCCGAACUGCUGAAGACCCUCAACCGGCACACGGUGGGCCUGAAACUGCAGCGCAAAGGCGGGGACAAAUCCCCCUGCCGGUCCCCCAGAGGAGAGGGGUCGUCCCGCGACAUGGGGGCCAGCUUCGACCGCUACGGGGGAUCCAGCCCAGACAUGGUCCUGAGUGGUGACGACGAGGACUACAGAAGGAUCUACACAAAGAAAAUCAAACCGCGCCUCAAGUCUGAGGACCUGGCGGAGAGCAGCAGCGUGGAGGUGCAGACGGAGCGGCAUGGUGGAACCGUUACCACGGUGACGCGCAAAAUAACCACCUACACCGUGGACAUGCCGGGAUCGGAGUGCCACGACAUCACCAGCCCGGAGUUCAAAGUCAAGGUUCCGCGACACGACGGCUCAGAAUCGUCAGAGAUGGACGUUCAGUACGGAUCGGGAGCGCAGGUCCGAGUUCCACACGGCUUCACCAUCGGAGGGGCGUCUGGAGGAUCCAACACCACCGUCACCAGGAUGUUAGGGUCCACAGAAACGCACUGGGGAGCAGGAGGAGGAGGAGGAGGAGGAGGUAUCCGGGGACCCAAGAUGGAUUUCGGGACCUCCACCAUCACCACUGACCUGGGAACGAACGUGGAAGGCUCCAACGGGAAAUCCGUGAAGUUCCGAGUCCCCGGGUUUUCGGAAUCGACGAUACAAGGACCGGAUGUGAAGCUGGACGGCAGUCUGGGAGCGCGCUCGGGAGGCACUGUCACCACAGAGACUUACACGUACAGGAGCAAAGGCGUGGAGGUGCCUUCAUUGGACGUGACGAGGUCCGGCGUUUCAGGACGAGCGGUCGACGGGAAGCUCGAAACUUCGACCAUGGAAUUCAAGGGUUCCAGCGUCGACGUGCCGAAGAUGCCUUCCGUGAGCGUCUCGGGCUUCGAUCUGAAUGGGAAAGGAGCAGGAGGCUUCACUGUGUCGGCACCAAAACUGGAAGGAGACGUCAAAGGCCCCAAAGUGGACAUCAAAGCCCCGACAAUUAAAACUUCAGUUGGGGGCGGAGAUGUUAAAAUGCCUGCCGUCGAGAUCAAAGCCCCAAGCGUUGAUAUCAAAGGUGGAGUCCAAGGGACUGGCCUCUCCAUGCCGUAUGUGGACCUUUCGGGACAGAAGGUCUCGGCACCAGAAGUGGACAUUAACUGGAAAGGGGCCAAAGUCUCUGCUCCUAAAAUAUCUGGGGAUAUCAAAGCGCCCACAGUAGACGUCAAAGCGCCAGGCAUCAACGUCGGAAUGUCGGGCGUCAAGCUGGAUGCGAAGACUCCCAAGGUCGAAUUCUCUGGCCCUGAAAUCAAAGGGACAGAUUUUAGUGCAAGCCUGCCGAAAGCUGACAUCAACGUUCCAAAGAUGAGCCUGGAUGCUUCAUCUGUUUCGGGGCCUGGCAUCUCCGUCCCUGGCUUUGACAUCAAAGGACCCAAACUUCAGGGAGACAUCAAAGCUCCAACAUUAGACAUCCAAGCCCCUGAUGUAAACGUCCAGGCACCAGGCAUUGACAUCGGAGGCCUUGAAGGAAGUUUCAAAGGAAAGCUGCCCAGCUGCAAAGGUCCGAGUGUGAGCAUUGAGGCUCCAGGAGUUGACAUCAAAGGACCAGAAGGAGGGUUUAAAAUGCCUAAACUGCCCAAGUUCGGAAUCUCUGGUCCCACAAUUGAAAGCCCUGAUGUGGACGUUAAGGGGCCUAAAGGCAAUGUUGUUGUCAAAGGGCCACAGAUAGACAUUCAAACACCAGGUGCUGACAUUAAGGGUCCAAGUGGAAAGAUGAAAGGGCCCGGAUUCAAGACGCCUGAUUUUGAUGUCAGUCUGAAAGGGCAGAAGGUGAAGGGAGAUGUGGAUGUUUCAGGGUCGAAGAUAGAAGGUGACAUCAAAGGGCCGAAGGUAGACAUUGAUGCUCCACAUGUUGAUAUUGAAGGACCAGAAGGAGGAUUCAAAAUGCCCAAAUUCAAAAUGCCUACGUUUGGAAUCAAAGGUCCUAAAGUUGAAGGACCAGAUGUAGAUGUGAAUCUACCCAAAGGAGAUAUUAACAUCAAAGGGCCACAGAUAGAAGGUGACCUCAAAGGGCCAAAGAUAGACAUUAAAGGGCCACAGGUUGACUUAGAAGCCCCAGAUGUUGAUAUCGAAGGAUCGGGCGGAUUCAAAAUGCCGAAAAUCAAAAUGCCUACGUUUGGAAUCAAAGGUCCUAAAGUUGAAGGCCCAGAUGUAGAUGUGAAUCUACCCAAAGGAGACAUUGAUAUCAAAGGGCCGAAGAUAGAAGGUGAUCUCAAAGCUCCGAAAGUGGACAUCAAAGCUCCAGAUGUUGAUAUAGAGGUACCUAGUGGAAAGGUGAAGGGUCCCGGAUUCAAGAUGCCAUCAGUGUCAGGACCCAACAUAUCAAUGCCAAGCCUGGACUUCAAUCUGAAAGGGCCGAAGGUGAAGGGAGAUGUGGACGUUUCAGUGCCACAGAUAGAAGGUGACCUCAAAGGGCCAAAGAUAGACAUUAAAGGGCCACAGGUUGACUUAGAAGCCCCAGAUGUUGAUAUCGAAGGAUCGGGCGGAUUCAAAAUGCCGAAAAUCAAAAUGCCUACGUUUGGAAUCAAAGGUCCUAAAGUUGAAGGCCCAGAUGUAGAUGUGAAUCUACCCAAAGGAGACAUUGAUAUCAAAGGGCCGAAGAUAGAAGGUGAUCUCAAAGCUCCGAAAGUGGACAUCAAAGCUCCAGAUGUUGAUAUAGAGGUACCUAGUGGAAAGGUGAAGGGUCCUGGAUUCAAGAUGCCAUCAAUGUCAGGACCCAACAUAUCAAUGCCAAGCCUGGACUUCAAUCUGAAAGGGCCGAAGGUGAAGGGAGAUGUGGACGUUUCAGUGCCAAAGAUAGAAGGUGACCUCAAAGGGCCAAAGGUAGACAUUAAAGGGCCACAGGUUGACUUAGAAGCCCCAGAUGUUGAUAUCGAAGGAUCGGGCGGAUUCAAAAUGCCGAAAAUCAAAAUGCCUACGUUUGGAAUCAAAGGUCCUAAAGUUGAAGGCCCAGAUGUAGAUGUGAAUCUACCCAAAGGAGACAUCAAUAUCAAAGGGCCACAGAUAGAAGGUGACCUCAAAGGGCCAAAGGUGGACAUCAGAGCUCCAGAUGUUGAUAUAGAGGUACCUAGUGGAAAGGUGAAGGGUCCUGGAUUCAAGAUGCCAUCAAUGUCAGGACCCAACAUAUCAAUGCCAAGCCUGGACUUCAAUCUGAAAGGACCGAAGGUGAAGGGAGAUGUGGACGUUUCAGUGCCAAAGAUAGAAGGUGACUUCAAAGGGCCAAAGGUGGACAUUGGUCAUCCAGAUAUUGACAUUAAGGGUCCUGACGGCAACAUUAAGGGUCCUGGGUUCAAAAUGCCAACCAUUUCUGGACCAGAUCUAAAAAUGCCUAGUCUGGACUUCAAUCUGAAAGGGCCGAAGGUGAAGGGAGAUGUGGACGUUUCAGUGCCAAAGAUAGAAGGCGACUUCAAAGGGCCAAAAGUGGACAUUGGUCAUCCAGAUAUUGACAUUAAGGGUCCUGAUGGCAAGAUUAAGGGUCCUGGGUUCAAAAUGCCAACCAUUUCUGGACCAGAUCUAAAAAUGCCUAGUCUGGACUUCAAUCUGAAAGGGCCGAAGGUGAAGGGAGAUGUGGACGUUUCAGUGCCAAAGAUAGAAGGCGACUUUAAAGGGCCAAAAGUGGACAUUGGUCAUCCAGAUAUUGACAUUAAGGGUCCUGAUGGCAAGAUUAAGGGUCCUGGGUUCAAAAUGCCAACCAUUUCUGGACCAGAUCUAAAAAUGCCUAGUCUGGACUUCAAUCUGAAAGGGCCGAAGGUGAAGGGAGAUGUGGACGUUUCAGUGCCAAAGAUAGAAGGUGACCUCAAAGGGCCAAAGAUAGACAUUAAAGGGCCACAGGUUAACUUUGAAGCUCCAGAUGUUGAUAUCGAAGGAUCGGGCGGAUUCAAAAUGCCGAAAAUCAAAAUGCCUACGUUUGGAAUCAAAGGUCCUAAAGUUGAAGGCCCAGAUGUAGAUGUGAAUCUACCCAAAGGAGACAUUGAUAUCAAAGGGCCGAAGAUAGAAGGUGAUCUCAAAGCUCCGAAAGUGGACAUCAAAGCUCCAGAUGUUGAUAUAGAGGUACCUAGUGGAAAGGUGAAGGGUCCCGGAUUCAAGAUGCCAUCAGUGUCAGGACCCAACAUAUCAAUGCCAAGCCUGGACUUCAAUCUGAAAGGGCCGAAGGUGAAGGGAGAUGUGGACGUUUCAGUGCCAAAGAUAGAAGGUGACCUCAAAGGGCCAAAAGUGGACGUUGGUCAUCCAGAUAUUGACAUUAAGGGUCCUGACGGCAAGAUUAAGGGUCCUGGGUUCAAAAUGCCAACCAUUUCUGGACCAGAUCUAAAAAUGCCUAGCCUGGACUUCAAUCUGAAAGGACCGAAGGUGAAGGGAGAUGUGGACGUUUCAGUGCCAAAGAUAGAAGGUGACCUCAAAGGGCCAAAGAUAGACAUUAAAGGGCCACAGGUUGACUUAGAAGCUCCAGAUGUUGAUAUCGAAGGAUCGGGCGGAUUCAAAAUGCCCAAAUUCAAAAUGCCUACGUUUGGAAUCAAAGGUCCUAAAGUUGAAGGCCCAGAUGUAGAUGUGAAUCUACCCAAAGGAGACAUUGAUAUCAAAGGGCCAAAGAUAGAAGGUGAUCUCAAAGCUCCGAAAGUGGACAUCAAAGCUCCAGAUGUUGAUAUAGAGGUACCUAGUGGAAAGGUGAAGGGUCCCGGAUUCAAGAUGCCAUCAGUGUCAGGACCCAACAUAUCAAUGCCAAGCCUGGACUUCAAUCUGAAAGGGCCGAAGGUGAAGGGAGAUGUGGACGUUUCAGUGCCAAAGAUAGAAGGUGACCUCAAAGGGCCAAAAGUGGACGUUGGUCAUCCAGAUAUUGACAUUAAGGGUCCUGACGGCAAGAUUAAGGGUCCUGGGUUCAAAAUGCCAACCAUUUCUGGACCAGAUCUAAAAAUGCCUAGCCUGGACUUCAAUCUGAAAGGACCGAAGGUGAAGGGAGAUGUGGACGUUUCAGUGCCAAAGAUAGAAGGUGACCUCAAAGGGCCAAAGAUAGACAUUAAAGGGCCACAGGUUGACUUAGAAGCUCCAGAUGUUGAUAUCGAAGGAUCGGGCGGAUUCAAAAUGCCCAAAUUCAAAAUGCCUACGUUUGGAAUCAAAGGUCCUAAAGUUGAAGGCCCAGAUGUAGAUGUGAAUCUACCCAAAGGAGACAUUGAUAUCAAAGGGCCGAAGAUAGAAGGUGAUCUCAAAGCUCCGAAAGUGGACAUCAAAGCUCCAGAUGUUGAUAUAGAGGUACCUAGUGGAAAGGUGAAGGGUCCCGGAUUCAAGAUGCCAUCAGUGUCAGGACCCAACAUAUCAAUGCCAAGCCUGGACUUCAAUCUGAAAGGACCGAAGGUUGAAGGUGACAUCAAAGGGCCAAAGUUAGACAUUGAAGCUCCUGAUAUUGACAUUGAGGGUCCUGAAGGCAAGAUCAAGGGUCACGGAUUCAAGAUGCCAAAAAUCUCAAUGCCUGAUGUAGACUUUAAUCUGAAAGGGCCGAAGGUGAAGGGAGAUGUGGACGUUUCAGUGCCAAAGAUAGAAGGCGACUUCAAAGGGCCGAAGGUAGAUAUUGAUGCUCCAGAUGUUGACAUUGAAGGACCAGAAGGAGGAUUCAAAAUGCCCAAAUUCAAAAUGCCCAAGUUUGGUUUCAAAGGUCCUAAAGUUGAAGGCCCAGAUGUAGAUGUGAAUCUACCCAAAGGAGACAUUAACAUCAAAGGGCCACAGAUAGAAGGUGAUCUCAAAGCUCCGAAAGUGGACAUCAAAGCUCCAGAUGUUGAUAUAGAGGUACCUAGUGGAAAGGUGAAGGGUCCCGGAUUCAAGAUGCCAUCAGUGUCAGGACCCAACAUAUCCAUGCCAAGCCUGGACUUCAAUCUGAAAGGGCCGAAGGUGAAGGGAGAUGUGGACGUUUCAGUGCCAAAGAUAGAAGGUGACCUCAAAGGGCCAAAGAUAGACAUUAAAGGGCCACAGGUUGACUUAGAAGCUCCAGAUGUUGAUAUCGAAGGAUCGGGCGGAUUCAAAAUGCCGAAAAUCAAAAUGCCAAAGUUUGGAAUCAAAGGUCCCAACAUUGAAGGCCCAGAUGUAGAUGUGAAUCUACCCAAAGGAGACAUUAACAUCAAAGGGCCAAAGAUAGAAGGUGACCUCAAAGCUCCGAAAGUAGACAUUGACACUCCUGAUAUUAACAUUGAGGGUCCUGAAGGCAAGAUCAAGGGACCCGGAUUCAAGAUGCCAACCAUUUCUGGACCCAACAUCAAAAUGCCAAGUGUGGAUUUCAAUCUGAAAGGACCGAAGGUGGAAGGUGACAUCAAAGGGCCAAAGUUAGACAUUGAAGCUCCUGAUAUUGACAUUGAGGGUCCUGAAGGCAAGAUCAAGGGUCCUGGUUUCAAGAUGCCUACAAUUUCUGGACCCAACAUUAAAAUGCCCAAGUUUGGUUUCAAAGGUCCUAAAGUUGAAGGCCCAGAUGUAGAUGUGAAUCUACCCAAAGGAGACAUUGAUAUCAAAGGGCCAAAGAUAGACAUUGACACACCUGAUAUUGACAUUGAGGGUCCUGAAGGCAAGAUCAAAGGUCCUGGAUUCAAGAUGCCAACCAUUUCUGGACCCAACAUCAAAAUGCCAAGUGUGGAUUUCAAUCUGAAAGGACCGAAGGUGGAAGGUGACAUCAAAGGGCCAAAGUUAGACAUUGAAGCUCCUGAUAUUGACAUUGAGGGUCCUGAAGGCAAGAUCAAGGGUCACGGAUUCAAGAUGCCAAAAAUCUCAAUGCCUGAUGUAGACUUUAAUCUGAAAGGGCCGAAGGUGAAGGGAGAUAUGGAUGUUUCAGGUCCAAAGAUAGAAGGCGACUUCAAAGGGCCGAAGGUAGAUAUUGAUGCUCCAGAUCUUGACAUUGAAGGACCAGAAGGAGGAUUCAAAAUGCCUAAAUUCAAAAUGCCCAAGUUUGGUUUCAAAGGUCCUAAAGUUGAAGGCCCAGAUGUAGAUGUGAAUCUACCCAAAGGAGACAUCAAUAUCAAAGGGCCAAAGAUAGAAGGUGAUCUCAAAGCUCCGAAAGUGGACAUGAAAGCUCCAGAUGUUGAUAUAGAGGUACCUAGUGGAAAGGUGAAGGGCCCCGGAUUCAAGAUGCCAUCAAUGUCAGGACCCAACAUAUCAAUGCCAAGUCUGGACUUCAAUCUGAAAGGGCCGAAGGUUGAAGGUGACAUCAAAGGGCCAAAGAUAGAUAUUGAAGCUCCUGAUAUUGACAUUGAGGGUCCUGAAGGCAAGAUCAAGGGUCCCGGAUUCAAGAUGCCAAAAAUCUCAAUGCCUGAUGUAGACUUUAAUCUGAAAGGGCCGAAGGUGAAGGGAGAUAUGGAUGUUUCAGUGCCAAAGAUAGAAGGUGACAUCAAAGGGCCAAAGAUGGACAUUGGUCAUCCAGAUAUUGACAUUAAGGGCCCUGAUGGCAAGAUUAAGGGUCCUGGUUUCAAGAUGCCAACCAUUUCUGGACCCAACAUCAAAAUGCCGAGUAUGGAUUUCAAUCUGAAAGGACCGAAGGUUGAAGGUGACAUCAAAGGGCCAAAGCUAGACAUUGAAGCUCCUGAUAUUGACAUUGAGGGUCCUGAAGGCAAGAUCAAGGGUCCCGGAUUCAAGAUGCCCAAAAUUUCUGGACCAAAUAUCAAAAUGCCGAGUAUGGAUUUCAAUCUGAAAGGACCGAAGGUGGAAGGUGACAUCAAAGGGCCAAAGUUAGACAUUGAAGCUCCUGAUAUUGACAUUGAGGGUCCUGAAGGCAAGAUCAAGGGUCACGGAUUCAAGAUGCCAAAAAUGUCAAUGCCUGAUGUAGACUUUAAUCUGAAAGGGCCGAAGGUGAAGGGAGAUAUGGAUGUUUCAGGGCCAAAGAUAGAAGGCGACUUCAAAGGGCCGAAGGUAGAUAUUGAUGCUCCAGAUCUUGACAUUGAAGGACCAGAAGGAGGAUUCAAAAUGCCUAAAUUCAAAAUGCCCAAGUUUGGUUUCAAAGGUCCUAAAGUUGAAGGCCCAGAUGUAGAUGUGAAUCUACCCAAAGGAGACAUUGAUAUCAAAGGGCCGAAGAUAGACAUUGACACACCUGAUAUUGACAUUGAGGGCCCUGAAGGCAAGAUCAAGGGUCCUGGUUUCAAGAUGCCAACCAUUUCUGGACCCAACAUCAAAAUGCCGAGUGUGGAUUUCAAUCUGAAAGGACCGAAGGUGGAAGGUGACCUCAAAGGGCCAAAGGUAGACUUUGAUGCUCCUGAUAUUGACAUUGAGGGUCCUGAAGGCAAGAUCAAGGGUCCUGGUUUCAAGAUGCCAACCAUUUCUGGACCCAACAUCAAAAUGCCGAGUGUGGAUUUCAAUCUGAAAGGACCGAAGGUGGAAGGUGAUCUCAAAGGGCCAAAGGUAGACUUUGAUGCUCCUGAUUUUGACAUUGAGGGUCCUGAAGGCAAGAUCAAGGGUCCCGGAUUCAAGAUGCCAACCAUUUCUGGACCCAACAUCAAAAUGCCCAAGUUUGGGUUCAAAGGUCCUAAAGUUGAAGGCCCAGAUGUAGAUGUGAAUCUACCCAAAGGAGACAUUGAUAUCAAAGGACCAAAGCUAGACAUUGAAGCUCCUGAUAUUGACAUUGAGGGUCCUGAAGGCAAGAUCAAGGGUCACGGAUUCAAGAUGCCAAAAAUCUCAAUGCCUGAUGUAGACUUUAAUCUGAAAGGGCCGAAGGUGAAGGGAGAUAUGGAUGUUUCAGGGCCAAAGAUAGAAGGCGACUUCAAAGGGCCGAAGGUAGAUAUUGAUGCUCCAGAUCUUGACAUUGAAGGACCAGAAGGAGGAUUCAAAAUGCCUAAAUUCAAAAUGCCCAAGUUUGGUUUCAAAGGUCCUAAAGUUGAAGGCCCAGAUGUAGAUGUGAAUCUACCCAAAGGAGACAUUGAUAUCAAAGGGCCGAAGAUAGACAUUGACACACCUGAUAUUGACAUUGAGGGCCCUGAAGGCAAGAUCAAGGGUCCUGGUUUCAAGAUGCCAACCAUUUCUGGACCCAACAUCAAAAUGCCGAGUAUGGAUUUCAAUCUGAAAGGACCGAAGGUGGAAGGUGAUCUCAAAGGGCCAAAGGUAGACAUUGAAGCUCCUGAUAUUGACAUUGAGGGCCCUGAAGGCAAGAUCAAGGGUCCCGGAUUCAAGAUGCCAACCAUUUCUGGACCCAACAUCAAAAUGCCCAAGUUUGGGUUCAAAGGUCCUAAAGUUGAAGGCCCAGAUGUAGAUGUGAAUCUACCCAAAGGAGACAUUGAUAUCAAAGGGCCAAAGGUAGACAUUGACACACCUGAUAUUGACAUUGAGGGCCCUGAAGGCAAGAUCAAAGGUCCCGGAUUCAAGAUGCCCAAAAUUACUGGGCCAAAUAUCAAAAUGCCAAGUAUGGAUUUCAAUCUGAAAGGACCGAAGGUGGAAGGUGACCUCAAAGGGCCAAAGGUAGAUAUUGAAGCUCCUGAUAUUGACAUUGAGGGCCCUGAAGGCAAGAUCAAAGGUCCCGGAUUCAAGAUGCCCAAAAUAUCUGGGCCAAAUAUCAAGAUGCCAAGUAUGGAUUUCAACCUGAAAGGACCGAAGGUGGAAGGUGACCUCAAAGGGCCAAAGGUAGAUAUUGAAGCUCCUGAUAUUGACAUUGAGGGCCCUGAAGGCAAGAUCAAGGGUCCUGGAUUCAAGAUGCCAACCAUUUCUGGACCCAACAUCAAAAUGCCAAGUAUGGAUUUCAAUCUGAAAGGACCGAAGGUGGAAGGUGACCUCAAAGGGCCAAAGGUAGAUAUUGAAGCUCCUGAUAUUGACAUUGAGGGCCCUGAAGGCAAGAUCAAAGGUCCCGGAUUCAAGAUGCCCAAAAUAUCUGGGCCAAAUAUCAAGAUGCCAAGUAUGGACUUCAAUCUGAAAGGACCGAAGGUGGAAGGUGACCUCAAAGGGCCAAAGGUAGAUAUUGAAGCUCCUGAUAUUGACAUUGAGGGCCCUGAAGGCAAGAUCAAAGGUCCCGGAUUCAAGAUGCCCAAAAUAUCUGGGCCAAAUAUCAAGAUGCCAAGUAUGGACUUCAAUCUGAAAGGACCGAAGGUGGAAGGUGACCUCAAAGGGCCAAAGGUAGACAUUGAUGCUCCAGAUAUUGACAUUGAGGGCCCUGAAGGCAAGAUCAAGGGUCCUGGAUUCAAGAUGCCAACCAUUUCUGGACCCAACAUCAAAAUGCCAAGUAUGGAUUUCAAUCUGAAAGGACCGAAGUUGGAAGGUGACCUCAAAGGGCCAAAGCUAGACAUUGAUGCUCCAGAUAUUGACAUUGAGGGCCCUGAAGGCAAGAUCAAGGGUCCCGGAUUCAAGAUGCCAACCAUUUCUGGACCCAAUAUCAAAAUGCCAAGUAUGGAUUUCAAUCUGAAAGGACCGAAGGUGGAAGGUGACCUCAAAGGGCCAAAGCUAGACAUUGAUGCUCCAGAUAUUGACGUUGAGGGCCCUGAAGGCAAGCUGAAAAGCCCAAAAUUCAAAAUUCCCAAAAUAUCUGGACCCAACAUUUCAAUGCCUGAUGUAGACUUUAACCUGAAAGGUCCAAAGGUGAAAGGAGGUGUAGAUGUUUCUGUGCCAAAGAUUGAAGGAGACAUCAAAGGGCCAAAAGUAGACAUUAAAGGCCCUGAUGUGAAUCUUGAGGCACCAGAUAUUGAUGUCAAAGGGCCAGAAGGAGGAUUCAAAAUGCCCAAAUUCAAAAUGCCCAAGUUUGGGUUCAAAGGCCCUAAAGUUGAGGGCCCAGAUGUAGAUGUGAAUCUACCCAAAGGUGACAUUAACAUCAAAGGUCCAAAGAUAGAAGGUGACAUCAAAGGGCCAAAAGUAGACAUUAAAUCUCCGGAUGUGAAUAUUGACGGGCCAGAUGUUGAUGUCAAAGGGCCGGAAGGAGGAUUCAAAAUGCCCAAAUUCAAAAUGCCCAAGUUUGGGUUCAAAGGCCCUAAAGUUGAAGGCCCAGAUGUAGAUGUGAAACUACCCAAAGGAGACAUUGACCUCAAAGGGCCAAAGAUAGACAUUGACACACCUGAUAUUGACAUUGAGGGUCCUGAAGGCAAGAUCAAGGGUCACGGAUUCAAGAUGCCAAAAAUGUCAAUGCCUGAUGUAGAAUUUAAUCUUAAGGGGCCGAAGGUGAAGGGAGAUAUGGAUGUUUCAGAGCCAAAGAUAGAAGGUGACUUCAAAGGGCCGAAGGUAGAUAUUGAUGCUCCAGAUAUUGAAAUUGAAGGACCAGAAGGCAAGCUGAAAAGCCCAAAAUUCAAAAUGCCCAAGUUUGGGUUCAAAGGUCCUAAAAUUGAAGGCCCAGAUGUAGAUGUGAAUCUACCCAAAGGAGACAUUGACCUCAAAGGGCCAAAGAUAGACAUUGACACACCUGAUAUUGACAUUGAGGGCCCUGAAGGCAAGAUCAAAGGUUCCGGAUUCAAGAUGCCCAAAAUUUCUGGGCCAAAUAUCAAAAUGCCCAGUAUGGACUUCAAUCUGAAAGGACCGAAGGUGGAAGGUGACCUCAAAGGGCCAAAGGUAGACAUUGAUGCUCCAGAUAUUGACAUUGAGGGCCCUGAAGGCAAAAUCAAGGGUCCUGGAUUCAAGAUGCCAACCAUUUCUGGACCCAACAUCAAAAUGCCAAGUAUGGAUUUCAAUCUGAAAGGACCGAAGGUGGAAGGUGACCUCAAAGGGCCAAAGAUAGACAUUGAUGCUCCUGAUAUUGACAUUGAGGGCCCUGAAGGCAAAAUCAAGGGUCCCGGAUUCAAGAUGCCAACCAUUUCUGGACCCAACAUCAAAAUGCCAAGUAUGGAUUUCAAUCUGAAAGGACCGAAGGUGGAAGGUGACCUCAAAGGGCCGAAGGUAGAUAUUGAUGCUCCGGAUGUGAAUAUCGAGGGGCCAGAUGUUGAUAUUGAAGGAGGAUUCAAAAUGCCCAAAUUCAAAAUGCCCAAGUUUGGAAUCAAAGGUCCUAAAGUUGAAGGCCCAGAUGUAGAUGUGAAUCUACCCAAAGGAGACAUUGAUAUCAAAGGGCCAAAGAUAGACAUUGACACACCUGAUAUUGAUAUUCAGUGUCCUGAAGGCAAGAUCAAGGGUCCUGGAUUCAAGAUGCCAACCAUUUCUGGGCCAAAUAUCAAGAUGCCAAGUAUGGAUUUCAACCUGAAAGGACCGAAGGUGGAAGGUGACCUCAAAGGGCCAAAAGUAGAUAUUGAAGCUCCUGAUAUUGACAUUGAGGGCCCUGAAGGCAAGAUCAAAGGUCCCGGAUUCAAGAUGCCCAAAAUAUCUGGGCCAAAUAUCAAGAUGCCAAGUAUGGACUUCAAUCUGAAAGGACCGAAGGUGGAAGGUGACCUCAAAGGGCCAAAGGUAGAUAUUGAAGCUCCUGAUAUUGACAUUGAGGGCCCUGAAGGCAAGAUCAAAGGUCCCGGAUUCAAGAUGCCCAAAAUAUCUGGGCCAAAUAUCAAGAUGCCAAGUAUGGACUUCAAUCUGAAAGGACCGAAGGUGGAAGGUGACCUCAAAGGGCCAAAGGUAGACAUUGAUGCUCCGGAUGUAAAUAUCGAGGGGCCAGAUGUUGAUAUUGAAGGAGGAUUCAAAAUGCCCAAAUUCAAAAUGCCCAAGUUUGGAAUCAAAGGUCCUAAAGUUGAAGGCCCAGAUGUAGAUGUGAAUCUACCCAAAGGAGACAUUGAUAUCAAAGGGCCAAAGAUAGACAUUGAUGCUCCUGAUAUUGACAUUGAGGGCCCUGAAGGCAAGAUCAAGGGUCCCGGAUUCAAGAUGCCCAAACUUUCUGGGCCAAAUAUCAAGAUGCCAAGUAUGGACUUCAAUCUGAAAGGACCGAAGGUGGAAGGUGACCUCAAAGGGCCAAAGGUAGACAUUGAUGCUCCAGAUAUUGACAUUGAGGGCCCUGAAGGCAAGAUCAAAGGUCCCGGAUUCAAGAUGCCCAAACUUUCUGGGCCAAAUAUCAAGAUGCCAAGUAUGGACUUCAAUCUGAAAGGACCGAAGGUGGAAGGUGACCUCAAAGGGCCAAAGGUAGACAUUGAUGCUCCAGAUAUUGACAUUGAGGGCCCUGAAGGCAAGAUCAAAGGUCCCGGAUUCAAGAUGCCCAAAAUAUCUGGGCCAAAUAUCAAGAUGCCAAGUAUGGACUUCAAUCUGAAAGGACCGAAGGUGGAAGGUGACCUCAAAGGGCCAAAGGUAGACAUUGAUGCUCCAGAUAUUGACAUUGAGGGCCCUGAAGGCAAAAUCAAGGGUCCUGGAUUCAAGAUGCCAACCAUUUCUGGACCCAACAUCAAAAUGCCAAGUAUGGAUUUCAAUCUGAAAGGACCGAAGGUGGAAGGUGACCUCAAAGGGCCAAAGGUAGAUAUUGAAGCUCCUGAUAUUGACAUUGAGGGCCCUGAAGGCAAGAUCAAAGGUCCCGGAUUCAAGAUGCCCAAAAUAUCUGGGCCAAAUAUCAAGAUGCCAAGUAUGGACUUCAAUCUGAAAGGACCGAAGGUGGAAGGUGACCUCAAAGGGCCAAAGGUAGACAUUGAUGCUCCAGAUAUUGACAUUGAGGGCCCUGAAGGCAAGAUCAAGGGUCCUGGAUUCAAGAUGCCAACCAUUUCUGGACCCAACAUCAAAAUGCCAAGUAUGGAUUUCAAUCUGAAAGGACCGAAGGUGGAAGGUGACCUCAAAGGGCCGAAGGUAGAUAUUGAUGCUCCGGAUGUGAAUAUCGAGGGGCCAGAUGUUGAUGUUGAAGGAGGAUUUAAAAUGCCCAAAUUCAAAAUGCCCAAGUUUGGAAUCAAAGGUCCUAAAGUUGAAGGCCCAGAUGUAGAUUUGAAUCUACCCAAAGGAGACAUUGAUAUCAAAGGGCCAAAGAUAGACAUUGAUGCUCCUGAUAUUGACAUUGAGGGCCCUGAAGGCAAGAUCAAGGGUCCCGGAUUCAAAAUGCCAACCAUUUCUGGACCCAACAUCAAAAUGCCAAGCAUGGAUUUCAAUUUGAAAGGACCGAAGGUGGAAGGUGACCUCAAAGGACCAAAGCUAGACAUUGAUGCUCCUGAUAUUGACAUUGAGGGCCCUGAAGGCAAGAUCAAAGGUCCCGGAUUCAAGAUGCCCAAAAUAUCUGGGCCAAAUAUCAAGAUGCCAAGUAUGGACUUCAAUCUGAAAGGACCGAAGGUGGAAGGUGACCUCAAAGGGCCAAAGGUAGAUAUUGAUGCUCCUGAUAUUGACAUUGAGGGCCCUGAAGGCAAAAUUAAGGGUCCCGGAUUCAAGAUGCCAACCAUUUCUGGGCCAAAUAUCAAAAUGCCAAGUAUGGAUUUCAAUCUGAAAGGACCGAAGGUGGAAGGUGACCUCAAAGGGCCGGAGGUAGAUAUUGAUGCUCCGGAUGUGAAUAUCGAGGGGCCAGAUGUUGAUGUUGAAGGAGGAUUCAAAAUGCCCAAAUUCAAAAUGCCCAAGUUUGGAAUCAAAGGUCCUAAAGUUGAAGGCCCAGAUGUAGAUUUGAAUCUACCCAAAGGAGACAUUGAUAUCAAAGGGCCAAAGAUAGACAUUGAUGCUCCUGAUAUUGACAUUGAGGGCCCUGAAGGCAAGAUCAAGGGUCCCGGAUUCAAAAUGCCAACCAUUUCUGGACCCAAUAUCAAAAUGCCAAGCAUGGAUUUCAAUCUGAAAGGACCGAAGGUGAAGGGAGACAUGGGUGCAAAUAUUCCUUCUGGAGACCUGAGCCUCUCUGGUCCUAAAAUUGAAGGCGAUAUAAAGGUCCCAGGAAUGGACCUGGAUGUCAAAGGACCCAAAAUCGACGUAAAAGCUCCCAGCGCUGACCUAGACAUCAACGCUCCAGAUGUCAACAUCUCGGGUCCUGAGGGCAACAUUAAAAUGCCAAAAUUCAAGAAGCCCAAGUUUGGUUUGGGGCUGAAAGGUGCCAAAGCGAACGUGAAGUCUCCGUCGCUGGAUGUCAUUCCCCCUGAAGGCGACCUCAGCCUCGAUGCACCUGACCUCAACGUUGACCUGAAAGGAAAGAAGGGCAAGUUGAAGAUGCCCAAAGGGAAAGGGAAGGUGAAGAAGCCCGACCUCGACGUGAGCGUCGGCUCCCCGGACCUCGAGGUGAAGGGGGCAAAGGUCAAGAAACCUUGGAAAUUCCACUUCCCGGACGUCGAGUUUGAUAUUAAAUCCCCCAGGAUGAAGGGCGACGCUUCUCUCUCCGGCCCCAAGGUCGAAGGAGGACUGAAGACCCCCGACGCUGACCUGCAGUCUCCAAGCUUGAAGGCUGAAAUGAAGACCCCUGAUGUGGACCUCCCCGAUGUCGGCAUCGAGGGGCCCGAUGCCAAGCUGAAAAAGCCCAAGAUGAAAAUGCCCAAAUUUCACAUGUCCGGCCCCAAACUCAAGGGACCGGAUGUAGACCUCAAUCUCAAAGGCCCGCAAGGCAAUCUGGAUGUUUCUGGGGAUGUGAACGUCAAGGCCCCCGAUGUCAGCUUGGAGGGCCCCGAAGGGAAGAUUAAGGGUCCCAAGUUCAAGAUGCCGUCUAUGAACUUGAGUGGGCCCGACAUCUCCGCCCCCGACUUCAACCUCAACCUCAAGGGACCACAGGUAAAAGGAGAUGCAGAUCUCAACGUCAAAGGCCCGAACGUCCAUGUGGAAGGACUGGAUGUGGAUGUUGAAAGCCCCGAGGGGAAGGUGAAAGGUCCCGGGUUUAAGAUGCCAACCCUUUCUGGACCCAACAUCAAAAUGCCAAGCAUGGACUUCAAUCUGAAAGGACCGAAGGUGGAAGGUGACCUCAAAGGACCGAGGGUUGACAUUGAGGCUCCUGAUGUUGAUUUCGAGGGUCCAAGUGGAAAGAUCAAGGGUCCCGGAAUCUCAAUGCCUGAUAUUGAUGUGAAUCUGAAAGGGCCGAAGGUGAAGGGAGGUGUGGAUGUUUCAGGAGACUUCAAAGGGCCGAAGGUGAAGGGAGGUGUGGGUGUUUCAGGAGACUUCAAAGGGCCGAAGGUGGACGUCAACGCUCCUGAUGUUGACGUGGAAGGGCUGGAAUUGAAAAUUCCCAAAUUAAAAGUUCCAAAGUUUGGCAUCAAACUCCCUACUGUGGAAGGCUCAGACAUGAAAGUCAAGCUCCCCAAGGGAGAUGUUUCAGGCCCUGGGUUAAAGGCUGACUUCGAGGGACCCAAGGUCGACGUGAAGGGUCCCGCCAUUGACGUCAAGACCCCAGAUAUUGAGCUGGAGUGCCCGGAGGGUAAAGUGAAGAAAUCGAAAUUCAAGAUGCCGAAAUUUGGUUUUGGGAGCCCCAAACUAGAAGGUCCCGACGUGGAUGUCAAUGUCAAGGGCUCUCGCAUUGAGGGGAAGCUUCCCGGAGCAGACCUCAGCAUCGAAGGGGGCAAGAUCAAAACGCCAUCCGGGGGUUUGUCUGGGUCCAAACCGGACCUGGACGUCAAUCUGAAGGGACCCAAAAUCGACGGCUCUGGCUUCGGGGUGAACUUGGGCUCCCCCGACGUGAGCGUUAAAGGGCCGAGCGUGGACCUCGGGGGCCCCAAAGUAGAAGUGGAAUCCUCGGGCGGGGCGUUUGACUUUGGCAAGGUGGACUAUGGAAAGAUGACCUUCACGAAUUUGAAGGUGCCGAGGUUCGGAGACCCCGCGCCCGAGCUGGAGGGCCCAGAGGUGGGGGUAGAUGUCGGGGGAGCAGGGCUAGACCUGGGGAAGGUGGGAGCAGCAGGAGAGCUGGAGAUCAAGAGUCCCAAAGUCAAAGGUCAGCUCAGCUCCCCGGGCAUGGAGGUGAAGAGCAGCGGCGCAGGAAAGGGCAAAAUCAAGAUGCCCAAGUUCUUCCAGAAAUCAAAGUCCAAGGGAAGCACUCCGGAUAUCAGCCUGGAGGGACCGGAGCUGGAGCUGGCCGGAGGCUCCAUGUCUCCUAAAGGCAAGUCGGCAUCGCUGGAUCUCUUCAAGAAACACCGGCACAGGUCCUCCUCUCUCAGCGACGAUGCCAACCUGGCCUCGCCCUCCUCCCCCUCCGGGCACCUGGAGGCGGAAGGGGGGGACUUCUCCCUGGAAGGAGGGGCGAAGGGGAAAGGGAAGAAGGGCAAGUCGAAAUUCGGGACCUUCGGCGGCCUCGGGUCCAAGUCCAAGGGCUCGUAUGAGGUGACGUUCAGCGAGGAGGGAGAGGCUGAGGUGUCUCUGGGUUCCAAGAAGGCGUCGCGGGUGUCCUCUACGUCCAGCAGCGACAGCGGGACCAGGGCGGGGUUCAAACUCCCCAAGAUCGAGCUGGCCGUGUCCAAGAAGUAAUUGUGUAAAUAGAAAUGACGAUUCAGCCGUGAGAGGGGCGCGCAAAUCCAGCCAUUGAGGUCUGGGAGUCUGGCCGAGGAGGGUUUUAAUUAAUAAAAAGUGACAUUGAUUUUAUUACCGGGGGGGGGGGGGGGGACAUUAAAUAAAUGAACCUGGAUUAAAAGACAAAAUUCUUAACUUACAGAAUUUAGGGGUACGGGUGGAACAAACACCGGGGGGCUUACAGACUUCGAGGACUGGACUUGUGGACCCUGAUUUAAUACACCCUUUAUUUUUUAUUUUGUUUUGUACAUAAAAAGAAAUUAACUUUUAUCAACUAUAUUCUCCCUCUCUCUCUCUCUCUCCCUCCCUCUCCCCCUCUCCCUCUCCCUCUUCCUCUCUCUCCCCCUCUCCCUCUCUCUCCCUCUCCCUCUCCCUCUCCCUCUCUCCCUCUCCCUCUCCCUCUCCCUCAGUACAGAAUUAAAGUGCCUUGUGUAGAAAUGAAAUGUCAGAGUCCUGAAAAGUAUCUCAAAAUAAUGGAUACGAUUGAUAAUAAGAUUGAGGUUUUUUUUUUUGUUUUGUUAAUAUAAUGCGCCCUAUUUUUGUAUUUUCGAAUGAAAUGUAAUCACACUGCUGCGUAUUAAUAAUGUCAAUGAUAAUAAUAGUAAUAACAUCAGUGCAUUUCUCUAAUUCUUUUUAGUUUGCAUUAAGCUGGGAGUGAACAGUGAACCCUGUUGGGUUUGGCGGGAGGGUUCGGCACAUUUGAUCUCUGGAGAGCGUUUGUUUUUUUCACUUUUAAUGACUUGAUGGCUUUCGCUUCCUCUCUGCGGCUGAGGGCUGGCUUUUAAAUUGUUCUCCUUUUAAAUAAAGUAAAUACAUAAUUGAUGGUGAAUCAAAGUUUUGUAAAAAUAAAUAAAUUAAGCUCCAUUUACUGCUGUUCCAAUGUAUUGAGAAGGCUGGGGUACGACUGCACAGGAAAUAGCUAUUAAUAUAGCAUAAUACUAAUCUCAUAAUGUCUAUUUUUUUUGUCAGGAGUUGAAAUCUUUUUCAGUCAAUUUGGUUAAAUACAUGACGUUUUUCCAUCUCAUGGCUUCUUAACAAAAGAGUUUUUUUUGGGUCUGUUUUUAUGGAUUAAAAUGAAAAGGGUUUUAGAGUGUUCUUUAAUAAAAACCAGGAUAGAAUUCCUGAAAUUAAAUAUUUUUUUCCCAAUGAAUUCUGAAUCCGUGCAGCCGCCCCCCCCAGCCUCUCUCGGAGCUUCUUCGAUGGUCGCUGUGUUUUAGAAAUGAUUACGUAACCUUCCUGUCAGUUUGUUAAUGAGUUUCGUUUCUUCAAACCUCUUCUCCUUGUGUGUCGAGGUCUCUCAACUCCCUUCUGCACGUUACCAGCCCAGUUAAGGACGUGGUUCACUGUAACAAGAGUGAUGACUUUAAAAAAUUCAAAUAAACUGUUUAACCUGAA
Messenger RNA from Acipenser ruthenus (sterlet), 19353 nucleotides. Its product is annotated as neuroblast differentiation-associated protein AHNAK-like. Gene Ontology annotation, biological process: regulation of RNA splicing. Gene Ontology annotation, cellular component: nucleus; costamere; cytoplasm. Bases 481 to 17916 code for a protein of 5811 amino acids. Gene Ontology annotation, molecular function: protein binding. The transcript has 6 exons. Lineage: Eukaryota; Metazoa; Chordata; Actinopteri; Acipenseriformes; Acipenseridae. The record is from RefSeq and is a predicted model, not a curated record.